AAAUCAAAAUGCGAAAGGCAUUACGGUUUUAUGAUUGGAAAUAUGGAGAUGAAGAAUCGAAGGCAGAUUAUUGUCCAGAAUCUAUGAAGACUGUUCGGUAUGGUGGUCCACAAGUUCAAGAAGAUGAUGCUGAAAUGGAAAAAAAAGCUGCAGAAGAAAGAGCACGUAAAAAAGCAGAAGUACGUAAACGUCUUGAAGAAGCAAGUAGAGCCAAAAAGGCCAAAAAAGGCUUCUUAACGCCAGAAAGAAAGAAGAAACUUAGAAAAUUAUUAAUGAUGAAGGCAGCAGAAGAUCUGAAGCAGCAGCAAAUGCUGAAGGAGCAAGAACGACAGAUGGUUUUACAAGAACGGAUUCUACCAUUACCUGAUCUGGAUAAUACACCUGAUGGUUUGCGUAAUUUCCAUUUCCAUUUUCAAGAACUUGAAGAAAUUGCAAAAAAAAUGGCUGACAGACUUUUGCAAUUAGAAUGUGAACAUUAUGAUAUUAAUUAUAUCGUACGUCAAAAAGACUUCGAAAUCAACGAGUUAACAAUUUCUGUCAAUGAUCUUAGAGGCAAAUUUGUGAAACCAACACUGAAGAAAGUAUCGAAAACAGACAACAGGUUUAAUAAACUGAAGAAGAAAGAUCAAAACUUUGUUGACUUUAGAACUAAUCUGAAAAAUGUGGAAAGUAAUAAGUUUAGUUUGAAAGAGGUAAGCAUGUUUAAUUUAACACAAAAUAAGUAUCUGUAGAC
Messenger RNA from Thelazia callipaeda (thelaziosis nematode), 733 nucleotides. The record is from the annotation of a GenBank genome assembly. NCBI's taxonomy places the organism in Eukaryota, Metazoa, Nematoda, Chromadorea, Rhabditida, Thelaziidae.